Messenger RNA from Diaporthe citri, 1548 nucleotides. RefSeq lists its product as uncharacterized. Gene Ontology annotation, biological process: transmembrane transport. The coding region runs from base 1 to 1548 and encodes 515 amino acids. Gene Ontology annotation, cellular component: membrane. Gene Ontology annotation, molecular function: transmembrane transporter activity. The transcript is spliced from 6 exons. The record is from RefSeq and is a predicted model, not a curated record. Lineage: Eukaryota; Fungi; Ascomycota; Sordariomycetes; Diaporthales; Diaporthaceae.
AUGGAAGAGAAGGACAAAAACGACAUUUUCUCAGUAAACAUUUCGGAACAAAAUGACGCUCGGGACGAUGCGAAGAGAGGGGCAGUCACACUAGAGGAGCAGACUCGGACCAGACGGCUGUUCAGCACACCACAACUCUUCGCGUUCUCUCUGGUAUACCUAGGGACAUGGUACUCCAUUGCUACAAACAUGUACUUUGCCCUCAACAACGGCGGCCCGGCAGCAUGGUUCUGGAGCUACAUCAUCGUAUUAGCCGGUGUUCUCUGCCAAGCGGCGACAUUCGGCGAGAUGGCCUCCAUUCAGCCCAUUGCAGGGGCUCAGUAUUACUGGACGUGGAACUUCUCCCCUCCCAGCUGCAAGCGGUUCCUCACUUGGAUGCAAGGGUGGAUGACUUGGACAGGCUACGUGGCGCUGCUAGCCAGUUGCCUCAACGGAAACACGCUGGUCCUGGAGGGCAUGAUCCAGCUUACACAUCCUGCCUACGAGCCGGGUGGUUGGCAUACGACGCUGAUCAUAUUUGCCACCAUGGCAUUCUGCUCCGGGAUCAACCUCUUCGCUUUUCGGCUUGUCCCGUGGUUCGAGCUGUUGGCCGGUAUCCUGAACGUUUGCCUACUGUUCAUCUUCCUUGUUGUUCUCUGGGUGAUGUCGCCCCGCAACAGCACUGAUGUUUUUUUCGAGAGCAACGUUUCGUCUGGCUGGGAUAAUUAUUUCGUGGCGGCCAACCUGGGUGCGCUGUCGAACAUCUUUCUGUUUUGCUCCUUCGAGAGUGUGAUACACAUGGGUGAAGAGACUCGUAAUGCCAAGCGCGCCGUGCCGACAGCUAUAUUCUGGGCUAUCUUUACGAACGGCCUGCUAGGUCUCAUCAUGAUUAUCACAUUCGCGAUUUGUAUGCCCUCCGUGGAUAUUCUUCUCAACUCAUCCAGCCCACUCGUCACCAUUCUCCUCAACACCACAGGCUCUGCCAAGGCAACCACGGCCAUGACCUCCGGGCUUGUGGUCUUGGGCAUCUCAGGCAACAUGGGUGUCGUCUCCUCCGUGUCCCGACUCACCUGGGCGUGGGCCCGAGACGGCGGACUGCCACGAUACUUUGGUAUCGUUGACGGCAAGAGUCGUGUUCCGGCCCGCGCCAUCGUCAUGACCUCAAUCAUUGUGCUCCUGCUUUCACUCCUCAACAUCGGCAGCAGUUCGUACAUCGCACUCAACGCCAUCGUGUCACUCUCCUCGCUAGCGAUAUAUAUGAGCUACGCCAUCGUGCUCGCCUGUGUGCUCUAUGCCCGUCUGACGAAUGGACUCGAACUCGGCCAAUGGGAUCUGGGCAGGGCUGGUACGGCGGUGAACACCUUGGGGCUUGUUUAUACCCUGUACGCGAUGAUCUGGCUGCCCUUUCCCACCGAUCUUCCUGCAACGGCAUCGAACAUGAACUAUUGUGGACCUGUGUUUGGAGUGGUCCUCGUUGCAGCUAUCACUCUUUGGUUCAUCAGAGCUCAGCGAGGGUGGGAUGGUCCCAACCGUGCGGUGGUCGAUUUCGUACUCAAGAAUGAGUCGUGA